Messenger RNA from Nerophis lumbriciformis (worm pipefish), 1380 nucleotides. RefSeq names its product prostaglandin E receptor 4 (subtype EP4) c (gene ptger4c). NCBI's taxonomy places the organism in Eukaryota, Metazoa, Chordata, Actinopteri, Syngnathiformes, Syngnathidae. The record is from RefSeq and is a predicted model, not a curated record. Gene Ontology annotation, cellular component: plasma membrane. Gene Ontology annotation, biological process: negative regulation of inflammatory response; inflammatory response; adenylate cyclase-activating G protein-coupled receptor signaling pathway. Gene Ontology annotation, molecular function: prostaglandin E receptor activity.
AUGAUCAACGGUUCCGAGCCGCCCCACAACCACAGCGCGUUCCCCACGCUGCGGCUGGAGUCCAAGUCCCUGGUCACCUCGGCCACGAUGUUCGGCGUGGGCGUGCUGGGGAACCUGAUCGCCAUCGUGGUGCUGUGCGUGUCCAAGAAGGAGCAGAAGGAGACCACCUUCUACACGCUGGUGUGCGGCAUGGCCAUCACGGACCUGCUGGGGACGUGCUUCACCAGCCCGGUGGUGAUCGCCACCUACGUGGCGAGCCGCUGGCCCGGCGGCACGCUGCUGUGUCACUUCUUCUCCUUCUCCAUGCUCUUCUUCGGCUCGGCGGGCAUGUCCAUCCUGUGCGCCAUGGCGGUGGAGAGGUACCUGGCCAUCAACCACGCCUACUUCUACUCGCAGCACAUAGACAGAACCAUGGCCCGCUUCGCGCUCCUCGCCGCCUACUUGGCCAACAUCGUGCUGUGCAUCAUGCCCAGCUUCGGCUUCGGCCGGCACGUCAGACACUUCCCGGGGACUUGGUGCUUCCUGGACUGGAGGGCGACGGAUGCGCUCGGCGCCUGCUACUCCUUCCUGUACGGCGGCGUGAUGCUGCUGCUCAUCGCCGUCACCGUGCUGUGCAACCUGGCCGUCUGCCGGUCCCUGGUGGGCAUGAACCAGAGGACCGGGAUUGUCCGGGCGGAGGUGUGCGAGCAAGGGGGGUCGCGGCGCCGCUUCCCGCGACUGCAGUCUGUCACCUCGGCGGCGGAGAUCCAAAUGUUCUGGCUGCUCGUUUUCAUGACCAUCGUUUUCCUGGUGUGCUCCAUCCCUCUAGUGGUGAGAAUCUUUGUCAACCAGAUUUUCGAUCCUGCGUACAUUUCUGCUGGCGGGAAUCCCGACUACCGCAGCGACCUGUUGGCCAUCCGUUUUGCCUCCUUCAACCCCAUUCUGGACCCGUGGGUGUACAUCCUGUGCAGGAAGAACCUGCUCCUCAAAGGUUGUGGGCGGCUGAAGCGGGCGAUGACCCGAGUGAAAGAAAGCGCCGGUGACAACAUAGGCUGGGUCGGGGGUCAGGACUCCCCGCCGUCUUUGAACACAAACGACACCAGCUACGCGUCGCUGCGCAGGAAAGACGUGGAGCAGCGAGCGGCCGUCGGGAACGCUCGGUCUUUCACGGACUUCGCCCUGAGACACGCGUGGGACUACGACACGGCUCGGGUCAACUUCCACCCGUUCAGCGUCGAACCGACCGCCGUGCAAGGAGGCGAAGAGGAAGUAGCGGCUGAUCCGAAGCAGGAGUCGGAGUCGGUGAAGGCGUCACCGGGACAUGCGCACGCCAGAAGAGGCGAGAUGGUCACGUGCACAUUCAGCACCCCCAGCUCAUGUCAGUCACUGAAAUACCUUUAA